Messenger RNA from Vigna umbellata (rice bean), 1567 nucleotides. Lineage: Eukaryota; Viridiplantae; Streptophyta; Magnoliopsida; Fabales; Fabaceae. The record is from RefSeq and is a predicted model, not a curated record.
GCUAUUAUUCAUUAGGUGCGUACUAUUAUAGUAUUGCGGCUUCAAAAGUGUUCAUCUUGAAACUUGAUUUUGAUCAUUAACUUUUUGCUUUGCAGUGAUCAUGUUCCUAAUCUCUUGGUCAUUCACUGUGGUAUCUUUGGCCCUUGCAAGCCUCAUAUAUAAGUACGUGAGCAUUAAAGGAAAGGCUGGGGACUGGGGUGAUGGUUUCAAAAGUGCCUAUUUCCAACUAGCACUUCGUAGCCUUCGGUCUCUUGGAGCAAGCCAAGUGCACCCAAAAAAUUGGUAUCCAAUUCCACUAAUAUUUUGCCGACCCUGGGGCAAACUGCCAGAAAACGUUCCAUGUCAUCCCAAACUUGCAGAUUUUGCGAACUGCAUGAAGAAGAAAGGUCGAGGAAUGUCCAUAUUUGUCUCUAUACUAGAUGGUGAUUACCAUGAACGUGCUGAAGAUGCCAAAACUGCUUGUAAACAACUUAGCACCUACAUUGAUUACAAAAAUUGUGAAGGUGUGGCUGAGAUUGUUGUAGCCCCCAACAUGUCUGAAGGCUUCCGUGGUAUUAUUCAGACAAUGGGCCUGGGCAAUCUCAAGCCAAACAUUGUGGUGAUGCGUUACCCAGAAAUUUGGCGAAGGGAAAACUUGACAGAAAUCCCUGCCACCUUCGUUGGGAUAAUCAAUGAUUGCAUUGUUGCAAACAAAGCUGUGGUUAUAGUUAAGGGUCUUGAUGAAUGGCCGAAUGAGUACCAGAGGCAGUAUGGUACGAUUGAUUUGUACUGGAUUGUAAGAGAUGGUGGUCUCAUGCUGCUUCUCUCUCAGCUCCUUCUUACCAAGGCGAGCUUUGAGAAUUGCAAGAUUCAGGUCUUCUGUAUCGCAGAAGACGAUGGAGAUGCAGAGGGACUGAAAGCUGAUGUGAAAAAAUUCCUUUAUGAUCUUCGGAUGCAAGCGGAAGUUUUUGUCAUAACAAUGAAAUGGGAUGCACAGAUGGAUGGGGGUGGUGGGUCUCCACAAGACGAGUCGUCGGAAGCAUUUACUAGUGCUCAGCAGAGAAUUGAUGAUUACUUAACCCAGAUGAAGGUAAGAGCACAGAAAGAAGGUACUCCUCUAAGGGCAGAUGGUAAGCCUGUGGUUGUGAACGAGAAGCAGGUGGAGAAGUUUCUUUACACAACACUAAAGCUCAAUUCAAUAAUUCUGAGAUAUUCAAGAAUGGCUGCUGUUGUAUUGGUAAGUCUUCCUCCACCUCCACUGAGUCACCCAGCAUACUUCUAUAUGGAGUACAUGGAUCUGUUGCUGGAGAAUGUACCAAGGAUUUUGAUUGUAAGAGGUUAUCGUAGAGACGUUGUAACUCUAUUCACGUAGUUUUAAGUGGAUGAUUCUAGGACACACUAAUUACGUUUCUCCCUCACUGUUUAUAUUUUGUAGCUUACAUGCAAGUGCUCAUUCUUUGUACCAAUUUUCUUGCUGAAGGGGGUCUUUUGUAUUCACCAGUUUUAUAGGAAAUAUGAAAUUAUUUUCAACCUUAUUAAUUUUUUCUUGUAUCGGAUGACAAUUAAACUGUUUGCUAUUCUCGUUUCC